Messenger RNA from Myripristis murdjan (pinecone soldierfish), 3969 nucleotides. RefSeq names its product probable ATP-dependent RNA helicase DDX17. Bases 199 to 2148 code for a protein of 649 amino acids. The record is from RefSeq and is a predicted model, not a curated record. Gene Ontology annotation, molecular function: ATP binding; RNA helicase activity; nucleic acid binding. Lineage: Eukaryota; Metazoa; Chordata; Actinopteri; Holocentriformes; Holocentridae. The transcript has 13 exons.
ACGACGGUGGGAGAGCGAAAGCCGUCGACGACGUGACGCAUAAAAGAAUUGCUGAACAAAAUCCUCUCACUGCUCGUCAAGUUUAUGUAAGAGGCAGCAAAGUCCUCCUGUGCAGAUACAAUUUACUGCAGUAGAUAACAAAGGCCAACCGGCUGUUUCGGCUUUUUAAAAAAGGCUAAAUAAGGAUUUGCAGCCGAAAUGAGGGGGAGUUCCUCGUACGGGGAUAGAGACAGGGACCGAGGACGAGACAGGCCGCGGUUUGGCUCCUCCAUGGGCGGCCGGGGCGGCCCCCCGCCGAUGAAGUUUGGGAAUCCAGGGGACCGACUCCGCAAGAAGAAGUGGAACCUGGACGAGCUGCCAAAAUUUGAGAAGAAUUUCUACACGGAGCACCCUGAGGUCCAACGCAUGAGUCAGUAUGAGAUAGACGAGUUUCGUAGAAAGAAAGAGAUCACCAUCCGAGGCUCUGGUUGUCCAAAGGCUGUUACCAGUUUUCACCAGGCACAGUUUCCUCAGUAUGUGAUGGAUGUGCUGAUGCAACAGAAUUUCAAGGAGCCGACAGCUAUCCAGGCCCAGGGCUUCCCCCUGGCCCUGAGUGGCAGAGAUAUGGUGGGGAUAGCUCAGACCGGCUCUGGAAAGACUCUGGCUUAUCUUCUUCCUGCAAUCGUACACAUCAACCAUCAGCCCUAUCUCGAGCGAGGAGAUGGACCAAUUUGCCUGGUUCUCGCCCCAACCAGAGAACUAGCCCAGCAGGUUCAGCAGGUGGCAUAUGAGUAUGGCAAGUCCUCACGCAUCAAGAGCACCUGUGUCUAUGGUGGCGCACCCAAAGGACCACAGAUUCGAGACCUAGAGAGGGGUGUUGAGAUCUGCAUCGCCACACCUGGUCGCCUCAUUGACUUCCUGGAGGCAGGGAAGACUAACUUGCGGCGCUGCACCUACCUCGUGCUUGAUGAAGCUGACCGCAUGCUGGACAUGGGCUUCGAACCGCAGAUUCGCAAGAUAGUUGAUCAGAUCAGGCCUGACAGACAGACCCUAAUGUGGAGCGCCACCUGGCCUAAGGAGGUGCGCCAGCUUGCUGAGGACUUCCUGAGAGAGUAUGUCCAGAUUAACAUUGGCGCCCUGGAGCUCAGUGCCAACCACAACAUCCUGCAGAUAGUCGAUGUCUGCAUGGAAACUGAAAAGGACAACAAACUUAUCCAGCUGAUGGAGGAGAUCAUGGCUGAAAAGGAGAACAAGACCAUUAUCUUUGUGGAGACCAAGAAGCGUUGUGACGAGCUCACCAGGCGGAUGAGACGAGACGGGUGGCCAGCCAUGUGUAUCCAUGGAGACAAGAGCCAGCCAGAAAGGGACUGGGUACUCACAGAAUUCCGAAGUGGCAAAGCUCCUAUAUUAAUUGCCACCGAUGUGGCCUCUCGUGGUCUGGAUGUGGAGGAUGUCAAGUUUGUCAUCAACUAUGACUAUCCCAACUCCUCUGAGGAUUACGUCCACCGUAUUGGACGUACAGCCCGCAGUACCAACAAAGGCACUGCCUACACCUUUUUCACCCCAGGGAACUUGCGGCAGGCCCGUGAUCUUGUCCGAGUGUUAGAGGAGGCCCGGCAGGCCAUUAACCCUAAACUGCUUCAGCUCGUUGACUCAGGCCGUGGAGGUGGAGGGGGUGGCAGAAUGCGUUACCGUGGCAGCAACUCCAACAACCCAAAUCUAAUGUACCAGGAGGAGUGUGAUCGGCGCAUGCGCUCCAGUGGCGGGGGCAAAGACAGCCGCAACAACUUCAGCCGUGACAGCCACAGCAGUCGUGAUGGAGAUCGCUCAUCUUCCUCCUCCUCUUCCUCCUACAGGGACCGGAGCCGCGACAGCAGGAGCAACUACAGCUCGAGUUCAGAGCAGUACCAGAGUUACAGCAGGGGUGGGGGCUACUCGUCCCGGAGUGGAGGCCAGUCCGCUGGAGGCGCAGGGCAGGAUCAGUCUAACCAGUCACAGGGUCAGUUUGGCCAGCCUCCUCCUCCCUCACCUGCAGGGGGGCCUCAGCCUCUGAUGGCUCAGCAGUUUGCCCCACCACAGCCUCCACUCAUGGGCUUUAUGGCGCAACCGCCAUACCCCUUUGCUCCUCCACCCCCUCCUCCUCCCGGCCCUCCACCUCCCCGGAAGUAGAAUUACUGGAAAGAAGCGUCAAGGUUUUUAUUACUUCUUAGUGUGUUUACAAUGUAACAUUGUUUUUUUUUUACGCUCCAACUACUGUCUACUCAGAGAUGGAAGUUGAAAAUGCAUAAUGUUGAGGAAGUAAGGGCUUUUAUUUUGUACUUGUUUCUAUUAUAUACACUUCACAUGCCCCAGAUGUGUAGAAUUCUUCAAUCUUAUUUGCUUCUACAAUUUCGACAUUUGCUUCUAGAAGAGGAGAAAGAAACCCUAAACAAUUUGGCUUUUUGCUUUCGCAUAGGCCAGAGGUAGGCAACCAUGUGCCAUAUUGAGCCAAGAGGCACAACCUGGCACAUGGUUGCCUACCUCUGGCAUUGGCUGUCAUUGUCACAAAGUCUAGAGCAGUAGAUCUCAACUAUGUGACACAGAGGUCCACAACGCUGCCAGUUUUCAUUCCAGUCAAACACUAAAAGAGCAGAUUUCACCUAUUAGUUCCAGCUCUGGUUGAAGGUGUGUUAAUCAGUGAAAUAAGCUGUUUUAGUUUUUGGAUAUGAAAACCAGCAUACUCUUGGGUCCCUGUGGCACAGAGUUCAGAAACUCUGGUCUAGUAGAAGUAAUGUCUAAUUUCUGAUAGGGACCGUAGCAUCGGCAGAAUAAGUCAAGUGUGUUUAUAGGUACAGUAGUCAAGAGCUUUGAUCAGAUGUACACAAUGAAAUGGCCCAAGCAGUUUGAGUCUUAAAGGGACCUAAAUUUGGACUUACAGUGGAGUCACCAGUUAAUGGAAAUGGAAACCACUCCGUUUUGCAUAAGCACAGCAAAAUGCCCAGAUAUAUAGGAAUUACAUUGAUUUUAGGGUCUCUUUUACCUCAAACACAGAAUCUUUGUGAAUAUUAAUGUCUAAAACAAAUAAAUACAUUUUUAAAAGGUUUAGUAUUUUCUUACUUUCACCAAAAUACUUUAUGGAGUAGAAUUAAAAUGAUAUUGAUGUUAGUGUUUGUCAGUUUGUUAGUGUAAUUUACCGUUUCCUAGGUUUCAGUAUUUUUAGUCAUGCAUGGCCCUUUUAUUCCAGUCCUGUAGUAGGUAAACAAAGUGAUUCAUGUGGUUCUGUUUGCACUUGCAAGGUGUAAUCGUUCAAAUAUUUUUUUAAAUGGGCAAACUUUAUACUUGGAUCAUAUCUAGAAAAUUGGCAUCUUUUCUAGUUUCAUCUUUUGUUCAGUAAUUGUAUUUUUUAAUGCUUUUUUUCCUUAUUAAACAACAUUUUAAUGAAAACUGUUUUCUGCUUCACAAGAACCAAGCACUGACAGAAGUUGUGAAAUCCACCCUGAAAUACAUUCAUAUUACUGCAGUACAUAUUUGCAGCAAAUUCUCAUCUUGAGAAAUACUUAGUAAUGUUGCAUAAUCUGUGCAAACAUACAUAAUUACAUGAACCCUUUGUUUAUAAGUUACGAACAAAAAUUGGGAAAGACACUUGCGUGGGUGAGCUUCAUGCACUGCCUCACAAAUCGGCUGGAAAACUCCCAACCUAGGCCAUAAUGUCUUGCUAAUUUGUGCUAUAUCUGCUACCUUUCAUCUUCUAAAUAAGGAUGCAAUUAAUAUACUUGAGGUCUUUAGUUGCAGCAUGUACAGCUCUUUAUUGUCCUUUUCCUUUCUCGUCAAUUGAUUCAAUAAAUAUAUUUAGGAAAUAUAUAAAGGCUAAAGUCUGUAUGUACAUGUAAACAGUUGGUUUACUGUAGACAGUGAAGAACUGCUAUUAUUAACAUGAAUGGUACCAUCCAAAUAACUUAAUUGCAUAUGUUAGUUAUCAUGGAAGUAAAGAAAAUGAGCUCUGAAUCCUAA